This is a messenger RNA of Filobasidium floriforme, 930 nucleotides long. RefSeq lists its product as uncharacterized. NCBI's taxonomy places the organism in Eukaryota, Fungi, Basidiomycota, Tremellomycetes, Filobasidiales, Filobasidiaceae. The transcript is spliced from 3 exons. The record is from RefSeq and is a predicted model, not a curated record. The coding region runs from base 131 to 766 and encodes 211 amino acids.
CCUUCUUCUUCUACAUCCUCGGCUUCGUACUUUAUCGAUAUGACAACAGAACCGUCCCACCCACACCGACGUCUACACCGAGAUCAACGAGCACCUCGUCGACCUGGACGUCAUCAACAAGGAGAGGUCUAUGCUAGGCAAGCAACCUAUCGUUCGCAAGGAGCUUCCUGAGGACUACGACUUCGAUGCGAGGGAGAGGACUGUCCGCAUCGAGGAGGGACUGAACACCCACCGUACCAUGCCUCACAUGGACGAUAUCGUUCACCACGAGGUCACCGACGAGGACAUGACCGAGAACUGGAUCACCAACGUCCGUAUCGAGAAGCAGGAGGCCGCCGACAAGAAGGAGGCCGAACAGUGCCGCGACGUCCGACAACAAGCCGAACGACUCGAGAUCGCGGUUCGAAACAACACUCCUGGCGCUGCUUACGAACUCUACCGACACUUGUUCGACAACGUCCAAUUCUUCCCCGACUACGCCGAGCGAUUCUCAGCCGUAACGGGUGCUUCUACCGCUUCAGCUCCCGAGAUCGCUACCGAGGUCGAGGACGUCUGCGAGCCCGCCUCCGAGGUUGCGCCUAUCUGCCCCGACGCUCCCGCCCGAGGUUCCAGGUAUGCGAGGGCCAAGAGGUCCACCUGCAACGUCAAGGAAAGCACUUUCGACAGGGACAUGCCUCGACCCACGCCUAAGCGGUUGUUCCGAGAGGCUUUGGCCAACAUGAACACCGUCGCUGAGGUCAACGAGGACGAGGAGGACGAGUUCUAAGUGGGCUGUGCUCACGAAGCGGGUUAUCCAUGCUUCAAACAACUACCCUUAUUCCACCGCUCUUCGUACAGAAGCUCCGACCUCGAAGCCGGGCCUUGGGACCUGCGAGCGAUCGCUAUCAGUCUUCCACAUUACCUUCCACCUCGCCUUCCCGGCCGGAGAAC